GUCCGGGCAGCCCCACCUCCACAUUUUGGAAGGAUGUCAGUGCAGGACAACAUGCAACCCAUGUGUCUUUGGUCAUGGAUCUCUAAGUCCCAAAGGGAUUUAGCAAAGUCCAUCUUGAUUGGGGCUCCAGGAGGACCAGCGGGGUACCUGCGGCGGGCUAGUGUGGCCCAGCUGACCCAGGAGCUGGGCACUUCCUUCCUCCAGCAGCAGCAGCUGCCAGCUGCUAUGGCAGACACCUUCCUGGAACACCUCUGCUUGCUGGACAUCGACUCCGAGCCUGUGGCCGCUCGUAGUACCAGCAUCAUUGCCACCAUUGGGCCGGCAUCUCGCUCCGUGGAGCGCCUCAAGGAGAUGAUCAGGGCCGGGAUGAACAUUGCCAGACUCAACUUCUCCCACGGCUCCCAUGAGUACCAUGCUGAAUCCAUCGCCAACGUCCGGGAGGCGGUGGAGAGCUUUGCAACUUCCCCGCUCAGCUACCGACCCGUGGCCAUCGCUCUGGACACCAAGGGACCGGAGAUACGCACUGGGAUCCUGCAGGGGGGCCCUGAGUCGGAAGUGGAGCUAGUGAAGGGCUCCCAGGUGCUAGUGACUGUGGACCCUGCGUUCCGGACGCGGGGGGACGCGAACACCGUGUGGGUGGACUACGCCAAUAUUGUCCAGGUCGUGCCGGUGGGGGGCCGCAUCUACAUUGACGACGGGCUCAUCUCCCUAGAGGUCACGAAAAUUGGUCCAGAGGGGCUGGAGACCCACGUGGAGAACGGCGGUGUCCUGGGCAGCCGGAAGGGCGUGAACUUGCCGGGGGCCCAGGUGGACCUGCCCGGACUGUCCGAGCAAGAUGUCCAGGACCUGCGCUUUGGGGUGGAGCAUGGCGUGGACAUCGUCUUUGCCUCCUUUGUGAGGAGAGCCAGCGACGUUGCUGCCGUCCGGGCUGCUCUGGGGCUGGAAGGACAGGGCAUCAAGAUCAUUAGCAAAAUCGAGAACCACGAAGGCGUGAAGAAGUUUGAUGAAAUCCUGGAGGUGAGCGACGGCAUUAUGGUGGCACGGGGUGACCUGGGCAUUGAGAUCCCAGCCGAGAAGGUUUUCCUGGCUCAGAAGAUGAUGAUUGGCCGUUGCAACUUGGCGGGAAAGCCCGUUGUCUGUGCUACACAGAUGCUGGAGAGCAUGAUCAGUAAGCCCCGGCCAACCCGGGCAGAGACGAGUGAUGUGGCCAACGCUGUGCUGGAUGGGGCGGACUGCAUCAUGCUGUCGGGGGAGACUGCCAAAGGCAACUUUCCUGUGGAGGCUGUAAAGAUGCAGCAUGCGAUUGCCCGGGAGGCAGAGGCUGCCGUGUACCACCGGCAGCUCUUUGAGGAGCUGCGCCGGGCGGCACCACUGAGCCGGGAUCCCACCGAGGUCACCGCUAUUGGCGCUGUGGAGGCUGCCUUCAAGUGCUGUGCUGCUGCCAUCAUCGUGCUGACCACAACUGGACGCUCAGCCCAGCUUCUGUCUCGGUACCGACCUCGGGCAGCAGUCAUUGCUGUCACCCGCUCUGCCCAGGCUGCCCGCCAGGCCCACCUGUGCCGAGGAGUCUUCCCUGUGCUCUACCGUGAACCUCCAGAGGCCAUCUGGGCAGACGACGUGGAUCGCCGAGUCCAAUUUGGCAUUGAAAGUGGAAAGCUCCGUGGCUUCCUCCGUUUUGGGGACCUGGUGAUUGUGGUGACAGGCUGGCGACCGGGCUCCGGCUAUACCAACAUUAUGCGGGUGCUGAGCGUAACCUGA
Messenger RNA from Lipotes vexillifer (Yangtze River dolphin), 1758 nucleotides. RefSeq names its product pyruvate kinase L/R (gene PKLR). Bases 34 to 1758 code for a protein of 574 amino acids. The record is from RefSeq and is a predicted model, not a curated record. Gene Ontology annotation, biological process: glycolytic process. Lineage: Eukaryota; Metazoa; Chordata; Mammalia; Artiodactyla; Lipotidae. The transcript is spliced from 11 exons. Gene Ontology annotation, molecular function: pyruvate kinase activity; magnesium ion binding; potassium ion binding.